This is a messenger RNA of Merops nubicus (carmine bee-eater), 1371 nucleotides long. RefSeq names its product vitamin D 25-hydroxylase. Gene Ontology annotation, biological process: xenobiotic metabolic process. The transcript has 5 exons. NCBI's taxonomy places the organism in Eukaryota, Metazoa, Chordata, Aves, Coraciiformes, Meropidae. Gene Ontology annotation, molecular function: iron ion binding; oxidoreductase activity, acting on paired donors, with incorporation or reduction of molecular oxygen, reduced flavin or flavoprotein as one donor, and incorporation of one atom of oxygen; heme binding. Bases 1 to 1371 code for a protein of 456 amino acids. The record is from RefSeq and is a predicted model, not a curated record. Gene Ontology annotation, cellular component: intracellular membrane-bounded organelle; cytoplasm.
AUGUCCCGUUCCUCAGGCAGGGAGGAGGAGCAGUACAACAAUGUUGCUGUAAUAGCGUUUUACAACAUUUAUAAUUUUUUCCCCCCAAAGAUCUUCAGUCUUGACCUUGGAGGUAUCUCUGCUAUUGUACUCAAUGGCUAUGAUGCAGUAAAAGAAUGCCUAGUUCACCAGAGCGAAAUUUUUGCAGAUAGACCAUCUCUUCCUUUGUUUAAGAAGCUGACAAACAUGGGAGGCUUACUGAACAGUAAAUAUGGCAGAGGAUGGACAGAGCACCGCAAAUUAGCUGUAAAUACCUUUCGAACUUUUGGAUAUGGUCAAAAGUCCUUUGAACACAAAAUUUCAGAAGAAUCUAUGUUUUUUCUUGAUGCCAUUGAUACAUACAAAGGCAGACCCUUUGAUCUUAAGCAUUUGAUAACAAAUGCUGUUUCAAACAUUACUAAUUUGAUUAUUUUUGGAGAACGUUUUACAUACGAAGAUACUGAAUUUCAGCACAUGAUUGAGAUUUUUAGUGAAAAUAUUGAACUAGCUGCUAGUGCUUCUGUAUUUUUAUAUAAUGCUUUUCCUUGGAUUGGUAUCUUGCCAUUUGGGAAACACCAGCAGCUGUUUAAAAAUGCAGCUGAAGUCUAUGACUUUCUUCAUGAGCUUAUUGAACGUGUCUCUGAAAACAGGAAGCCUCAGUCACCUCGGCAUUUUGUAGAUGCAUAUUUAGAUGAGAUGGAUUGCAAUGAAAACGAUCCAGAAGCUACAUAUUCAAAAGAAAAUUUAAUUUUCUCUGUUGGAGAACUCAUCAUAGCUGGGACAGAAACCACAACAAAUGUUUUAAGAUGGGCGGUGUUAUUUAUGGCUCUUUAUCCAAACAUUCAAGGGCAAGUUCAAAAAGAAAUUGAUUUAGUCAUCGGCCCCAACAAAAUGCCUUCCCUGGAGGAGAAGAGCGAGAUGCCGUACACGGAGGCUGUGCUGCACGAGGUUCUGAGGUUCUGUAACAUAGUUCCACUGGGGAUUUUCCAUGCGACUUCCAAAGACACUGUUGUGCGUGGGUACUCUAUUCCCGAGGGCACCACAGUCAUUACAAACCUCUACUCGGUUCAUUUUGAUGAAAAAUACUGGAGCAACCCAGAAGUGUUUUCUCCCGAGAGAUUUUUGGACAGCAGCGGGCAGUUUGUCAAGAAGGAUGCAUUUAUUCCUUUUUCAGUAGGAAGAAGACAUUGUCUUGGAGAGCAGCUGGCUCGAAUGGAGAUGUUUUUGUUUUUCACUUCACUGCUACAACGAUUUCACCUCUGUUUUCCUCCUGGGGUGAUCCCGGACCUGAAGCCAAGGUUAGGGAUGACUUUACAGCCACAGCCAUACCUCAUCUGUGCAGAGAGACGGUGA